This is a messenger RNA of Macadamia integrifolia, 1074 nucleotides long. RefSeq names its product peroxidase 57-like. Lineage: Eukaryota; Viridiplantae; Streptophyta; Magnoliopsida; Proteales; Proteaceae. Gene Ontology annotation, biological process: response to oxidative stress. The record is from RefSeq and is a predicted model, not a curated record. The coding region runs from base 1 to 1074 and encodes 357 amino acids. The transcript is spliced from 4 exons. Gene Ontology annotation, molecular function: peroxidase activity; heme binding.
AUGACAGGGAGAAGGGAUGGCCUAUCUUCAAUCUUAAGCGAAGCUGCAAAUCUUCUACCUCCUGCUGGAAUUUCAGUAGAUGAUUCAAUCACAUUAUUUGCAAAUCUAGGAAUCAAUGUUCAAGACAUGGUUACUCUCAUUGGUUCUCACACAGUAGGGUUUGCGCAUUGUUCUGCCUUCAAAGAUCGUCUCUUCAAUUUCAAAAACACAGGAAAAGCCGAUCCAACCAUGAAUCAUGUUCUACUUAAUUCACUAAAGCAUAUGUGUCCCAAGAACUCAACAAAAGACUUUAUCGUUAAUCUGGAUCGGAAUACUCGAAGUGUGAUCACUGUUGACAACUCUUUCUUCAAGGAGAUUCAGCAAAAGAAAGGAGUUCUAGGAAUAGAUCAAGAGAUAGAUCUGGAUAUUCGAACUAGUGGAAUGGUGCAGAAGCUAGCCAGUAAUAAUACUUUCUUCAAUGAACAAUUUGCUGCUGCUCUUGUCAAAUUGGGAGCUGGUGGAGGACGGUACUUCGAUGUAAUGAUAGGGAGAAGGGAUGGCCUAUCUUCAAUCUUAAGCGAAGCUGCAAAUCUUCUACCUCCUGCUGGAAUUUCAGUAGAUGAUUCAAUCACAUUAUUUGCAAAUCUAGGAAUCAAUGUUCAAGACAUGGUUACUCUCAUUGGUUCUCACACAAUAGGGUUUGCGCAUUGUUCUGCCUUCAAAGAUCGUCUCUUCAAUUUCAAAAACAUAGGAAAAGCCGAUCCAACCAUGAAUCAUGUUCUACUUAAUUCACUAAAGCAAAUAUGUCCCAAGAAAUCAGCAAAAGACUUCAUCGUUAAUCUGGAUCGGAAUACUCGAAGUGUGAUCAAUGUUGACAACUCUUUCUCCAAGGAGAUUCAACAAAAGAAAGGAGUUCUAGGAAUAGAUCAAGAUAUAGAUCUGGAUAUUCGAACUAGUGGAAUGGUGCAGAAGCUAGCCAGUAAUAAUACUUUCUUCAUUGAACAAUUUGCUGCUGCUCUUGUCAAAUUGGGAGCUGUAAAUGUUCUUUUAGAACCUUUGGGAGAGAUUAGGAAAUCAUGUCGAUCAAUUAAUUAA